AUGCACUGUAUACGCAUUCGAAUCGUCAUUACAAACUCGCAGCUUGCUCUGCAGGAACGGUUUCACGGCACUAGCAAAGUCCUUGGUCUCAGCUUGCGCCUCCGUUGA
Chondrus crispus (carragheen) is the source of this 108-nucleotide messenger RNA. RefSeq lists its product as hypothetical. The record is from RefSeq and is a predicted model, not a curated record. NCBI's taxonomy places the organism in Eukaryota, Rhodophyta, Florideophyceae, Gigartinales, Gigartinaceae. Bases 1 to 108 code for a protein of 35 amino acids. The transcript has a single exon.